AAGCCCUAGUUCGAAACCCCCCAACGAUCAAAAUUUCAAACUAAAAAGUUGGCGCUCUUCAAGGUUCACCCGAACCAUCAGAGCCAGAAACCCUAAUUUCUCUCCCAUUUGCAUACAAUCUCUGCAUCUAUCAACCUCAAAAUCAACAACAACAAAUGGGUGGUUCUCACAGUCGCGAAGAGUUAGAGAGCUCAGACUCCGAAGAUGAACAAGACGAAGAGGAACAAACUCAAGAAGAAGAAGAUGAGACCUACGAAGAUGUUGAAGAAGAACAGAGAUCUUCAGGGCGUAGAAGACCCAAAACGCCGUCGUCUAUGGACGAGGUCGAGGCCAAGCUCAAAGCCCUCAAGCUGAAGUACCCUUCAAACAACCCAAACCUCAAGAACGCCGUCAAGCUCUACCUUCACGUCGGUGGGAACACACCCAAAUCCAAAUGGAUCGUCUCCGACAAAAUCGCAUCCUUUUACUUCGUCAAAACCUCCCAAAUCGACUCCUCUGAGGCCGAGGACGACGAGGAUGAUGAAGAAAGUGGAGAUUCGUGGUGGGUUUUGAAGGUUGGGUCGAAGGUUAAAGCCAAGGUUGGUACUGACUUGCAAUUGAAGAGUUUUGGAGACCAACGUAGGGUUGAUUUUGUGUCUCAGGGUGUUUGGGCAAUGAAAUUUUUCAGUGAGGAAGAUUACAAAGGGUUUGUCACCAAGUUUCAGGAUUGUUUGUUUGAGAACACUUAUGGGUUUGAAUCGAAUGAUGCGAAUAAGGUUAAAGUUUAUGGGAAAGAUUUUAUUGGGUGGGCUAAUCCUGAAGCUGCGGACGAUUCUGUGUGGGAAGAUGCGGAAGAUAGUUUUUUGAAAAGCCCUGGUUCAGCGACGCCAGUGAGACCCAGUCAUGAUUUGAGGGAGGAGUUCGAAGAGGUGGCUGAGCAUGGCGUGGCAAUACAGAGCUUGGCAUUAGGAGCAUUGGACAAUAGCUUCUUGGUGAGCAAUUCAGGUAUUCAGGUUGUUAAAAAUUUUAGUCAUGGAAUUCAUGGGAAAGGUGUUUAUGUGAAUUUUGAGGGUGGUGGGGGUUAUGGAGGGCAAUCGAGUACGUUGCAUUCAGGUUCAAAGAAGGCUCUUCUUAUGAGGGCUGAAACUAACAUGCUCUUAAUGAGUCCCAAGAUUGAUGGGAAGCCAUGUACAACAGGGCUACAUCAGCUUGACAUUGAAACUGGUAAGAUUGUUACUGAGUGGAAGUUUGAGAAAGAUGGAACUGAUAUUACAAUGAGGGAUAUUACAAAUGAUAGUAAGGGAGCCCAAAUGGAUCCAUCAGGAUCAACAUUUUUGGGAUUGGAUGAUAACAGGCUUUGUAGGUGGGAUAUGAGGGAUAGGAAUGGGAUGGUUCAAAAUCUUGCUACUGCUAGUGCCCCUGUCUUGAAUUGGACCCAAGGUCAUCAGUUCUCUAGAGGAACAAAUUUUCAGUGCUUUGCAACUACUGGCGAUGGCUCGAUCGUUGUUGGUUCUCUUGAUGGGAAGAUCCGAUUGUAUUCGAACAAUUCUAUGAGGCAGGCGAAAACUGCUUUUCCAGGCCUUGGUUCGCCUAUCACUCAUGUUGAUGUUACUUUUGAUGGGAAGUGGAUAUUGGGCACAACAGAUACCUAUUUAAUCCUUGUCUGCACUAUAUUUACUGACAAGGAUGGGAAGACGAAAACAGGUUUUGGUGGUCGUAUGGGGAAUAGGAUAUCGGCUCCCAGAUUGUUGAAGCUGACUCCCCUUGAUUCUCAUAUGGCUGGGGUAAACAAUAAGUUCCGGGGUGCUCAAUUCUCAUGGGUGACCGAGAACGGGAAGCAGGAGCGCCAUCUGGUUGCUACAGUUGGCAAGUUCAGUGUAAUAUGGAACUUCCAACAGGUGAAGGAUGGUUCUCAUGAGUGCUAUCGAAAUCAGGUGGGCUUGAAGAGCUGUUACUGCUACAAGAUAGUUCUGAAAGAUGACUCCAUAGUCGAUAGUCGCUUCAUGCACGAGAAAUUUGCAGUCAGCGAGUCACCUGAAGCUCCUCUAGUGGUUGCAACCCCCAUGAAAGUUAGCUCGUUCAGUAUAUCUAGCAGGCGAUGACAUGCUUAAACAAAGCCCUUUUGUUUACUUGUGCACGCGUCAAGUUCUAUCAAUAAGUUGUAUCAGAUGCUUUCUGUAGGCCCUUCUUUAGUGUAUUGCAGUUUGUUGUUUGGUUGGAGCAUAUUUGGAAGCCUUUCCAGAAUUGACUUUCCUAAUUGUACUCUUGUUUUAAUUAGUAAGUUUAGAGACCAUGUUGCAAGUGAUUUGAUUGAGCCCUAAUAAUUUUAUUGUUGUUGUAAUACGUUAAAAGAAUUAGAUGUUGGUUGUUUUGAGGAAAGAUGUUGAAGUUAAAGUGGA
Molecule: messenger RNA, 2378 nt
Organism: Camellia sinensis
Lineage: Eukaryota; Viridiplantae; Streptophyta; Magnoliopsida; Ericales; Theaceae
Product: protein CYPRO4
Cellular component (GO): cytoplasm; nucleus
Molecular function (GO): protein binding
Source: RefSeq, a predicted model, not a curated record